GAACAAGCAUGACGAGAGUGGCUAGAUUUUCGCGCUUUCAUGUACUCCGGAGACAUUUCAGCACCGCAAUCCCGAAGACUGUUGGUGUGCUCGGCUUGCCGUUUUGGCGCGGACAGCGAAAGAACGGCACAGAACUCGCCCCCGAGGAACUCCGCCGACGAGGUCUGCUCGAUGAAAUCAGCAAUACUUCGGAGCCACGGGAUUUCGGCGAUGUCGACUUUGACCAAUGCGGCGAGACGGACCAACUUCGCUACAUGGCCGAGAGCGCGAAACUCGUGCGGCGGUCCGUGAAGGCGAGUCUUGAGCGGUGUGCAGUUCUUGUCAACAUCGGAGGGGAUCAUUCCGUCGGAAUGGGAACAGUGGCCGGCCACGCGGAUUUCGCUCAAUCCCUCGGCAAGGAUGUGGCCGUACUCUGGGUAGACGCUCACGCAGACAUUAAUACGCCAAGCACGUCACUCACAGGAUCAUGGCACGGCAUGCCGCUUUCGUUUACGUUACACCAGAUGACGAAGUACCUCCCUCCGCUCAAGGAAUUCUCGGGAUGGACUCCAACCGUGGCAGCAGAAUCAAUUGCUUUCAUCGGACUGAGAGACCUGGAUCCUUCCGAAAGGUUGUUCUUAGACAGAUUACGGAUAACGAGCUUCUCAAUCCGUGACGUUGAUUCACUGGGAAUGAAGAGAGUGGCUGAGAUGGCUCUACAAGCUGUCAAUUCCCGAGGAGACAAGUCCCUGCAUGUGAGCUUUGACAUCGACGCUCUAGAUCCGACUCAAGCGAGGAGCACGGGGACCCCUGUGGCUGGUGGACUCACUUUGCGAGAAGCUGCCGUACUCGCUGAAACAGUGGUAUCCACUCAGACGUUGAGAGUCCUUGACAUGGUGGAAGUAAACCCACGGCUUGGCAGCCCGACAGACGUAGAGUCGACAAUGGAUGCGGCAAAAAAAGUCAUCACCUGGAUGCUCGGCCAUCGCAGGGAAGGCCGUCAACCCGAUCAGCUGUCCGAGGAAAUUCGCCUCAAGUGA
Messenger RNA from Galendromus occidentalis (western predatory mite), 1019 nucleotides. It is a transcript of the gene arg, whose product is annotated as arginase. Bases 9 to 1019 code for a protein of 336 amino acids. NCBI's taxonomy places the organism in Eukaryota, Metazoa, Arthropoda, Arachnida, Mesostigmata, Phytoseiidae. The record is from RefSeq and is a predicted model, not a curated record. Gene Ontology annotation, cellular component: cytoplasm; cytosol; nucleus. The transcript has 2 exons. Gene Ontology annotation, molecular function: manganese ion binding; arginase activity.